Lathyrus oleraceus (garden pea) is the source of this 3189-nucleotide messenger RNA. Its product is annotated as scarecrow-like protein 28. The transcript has 2 exons. NCBI's taxonomy places the organism in Eukaryota, Viridiplantae, Streptophyta, Magnoliopsida, Fabales, Fabaceae. The record is from RefSeq and is a predicted model, not a curated record. Bases 818 to 2863 code for a protein of 681 amino acids.
GUCCAUAGCCAUUCCUUUGACCCUCUUCCCUUUUACAAAACCAUGCCGUCAUCUUGUUUUUCAUGUUGGUAAUUCAACCCACUCGUAGGACCAGAAAAAAGAAACAACAAAUAGUUUUCUACUAAUCAUGAUGGAGACAUGAACAACAACCUCAACAACGAGAAGAAGAACAAAAACCUUUGUUCUUUAGAGAAUUGUUCAUCAGCCACGAAUUCCAAGGUGUAUGUUUCUAUUUCUCUUCCCUUUUUCGAUUUUUUCAUAACUUAGCUCAAUUCAAAUCACAACACUUUUUAAUGAACUUUGUUUGAAUCUUUCUGGAAUCCGAUGAUCUUUUUUGUUUGUGCUAGGUUAAUCAUGUUUUGAUUUCUUGUUAAUUUAUAUCAGAUUCUUUCAUUCUUUCCUGCAUAUAAUAACUAUAUAUUCUUUUGUUAUUAUCUUUCAUUAUUAUACAAUAUACAAGUUCUAGCACUCACAAUUACAGUCACAGAUUCAAUUCAUUAUAGGAUCACUCUUUGAAUUUUCAUUGGAUUUGUUUGGAUUUUAUACAUUCAUCGGAUUCCUUUUUUUAUUAAUUAAUCACAAAUUGAAUUUCAAAGGAUUUUUUUUCACACACACUCACAUAGAUUCUCACAUCACACUGCAUUUUUCUCUUCAUGCAAAUUGAGUUUUAGUGAAAAAAACAAAAACAAAAACUAAUUUCUUUCUUCCAUACUUGAUCAUUGAGUUAUUACUAAAAUUGAGAGAAAAGGGAAGAGAAAAAAAGAAGCAGAAGCAAUUGGGGUGAGUGAAAAACAAAGGUUGCAAAAACGGUUAGACGAUGUUGGCUGGUUGUUCUAGCUCGACAUUGUUGUCACCAACUCACAGAUUAAGGAGUGAAGCAUCAUCAGCACAGUUUCAAGCUUGUCAUUUCCAGAUACCAUCAAUGAGCGCACAGAGAUUGGAUUUACCUUGUAGCUUCCCGAGGAAAGACGGUUCUUCGCGUUCGCAGCAGCAGUUGAGGCCCGCGGGAAUUUCGCUGGAGAAGCCUGAAGUCAAGAACAGCAACAACGGUAGUAGCGCGUGUUCUCUGCAGCAGAACAUUCGGUUGCCGCCUUUAGCAACAACAGCACAGACAUUGGGAGAGAUUAAGGAUGAGGAGUUUUGGGAGAAGGGUGGGAGGAGUUUGAAGAGGCUUGCAGAACAUGGAUCUUUGGAGGAGUCUUUUGCAAAUAGAGUUAAGAGGAAAAAGGGUAAUGGAGGUGAUGAGAAUUUUGAGGAAUCUGAAAGGGAUAGUUUCAGUUUGGCACAAUUUGGUGCUGGAAACUUUUGGUCUGUUCAUAGUUUUGGAGGUUUUAAUAACCCUUCACUUCCUUUCUCUUUGAAUUGUUCUGGAGAUGAGGAAAGGGUUUGUUUUGCUCCUGCUGAAGUGGUUUCUGCACCUUUGCCUUUGUCCAACAAUCCUUGGAUUGAAUCUGCUGUAACAACGAUCACCAAUUUCGGUGAGGGUAGCCACCAACAUCAACAUCAUCAUCAUCAUGUCAACGAAGGUUCAGUCUCCAAUGAUUCAUCAGAAAGCCAGAGUUUGAGCCUGAGGUUGAAUGAGAAUGCAUCAGAACAUGGAGAUGGUAAUGGUUCAGGGAAUCCUUAUCAGCAUGAAGGCACUGAAGUGGAGACAGGAGAAGAGGAUGAAGAAGAGGAGCAUCGCGGCUUUGAGCUUUUGAGCUUGCUUACCGGUUGUGUUGAUGCUAUUGGAUCAAGGAAUGUGGCCGCAAUCAACCAUUUCAUUGCGAAAUUGGGUGAUCUUGCAUCUCCAAGGGGAACUUCCAUAAGCCGAAUUUGUGCUUAUUUUACAGAAGCCUUAGCCAUCAGAGUCACCAGGCUUUGGCCUCAUGUUUUUCACAUCACUGCCACUUCUCGCGAUUUUGACAGGGUGGUGGAUGAUGAUGAAACUGUCACUGCGUUGAGGCUUCUAAACCAGGUUACCCCAAUUCCCAAGUUUCUCCAUUUCACAUCAAAUGAGAUGCUGCUGAGGGCUUUUGAAGGGAAAGAAAGGGUUCACAUUAUAGACUUUGACAUAAAGCAAGGACUUCAAUGGCCUGGCUUGUUCCAAAGUUUAGCUUCAAGGACUAAUCCUCCUAGCCAUAUUCGAAUAACGGGCGUGGGGGAAUCAAAGCAAGAGCUGAAUGAAACCGGAGACAGGCUUGCUGGUUUCGCCGAGGCUUUGAACCUUCCUUUUGAGUUUCAUCCAGUGGUGGACAGACUUGAAGAUGUGAGGCUUUGGAUGCUACAUGUGAAGGAACAUGAAACUGUGGCUGUGAACUGUGUUUUGCAGCUCCACAAGACCCUCCAUGAUGGCAGUGGAGGAGCAUUGAGAGACUUUUUGGGUCUCAUUCGCAGCACCAAUCCUACAAUUGUCGUUAUUGCAGAACAAGAAGCGGAACACAACGAGGCGAAGCUGGACUCAAGAGUCUGCAAUUCGUUGAAACAUUACUCGGCGCUGUUUGAUUCGAUUGAUCACAGUGGCCUUCCACUGGAGAGUCCAAUGAGGAUGAAGAUAGAGGAGAUGUUUGCUAGGGAGAUAAGGAACAUCAUUGCUUGUGAAGGAAGGGACAGGUUAGAGAGGCACCAGAGUUUUGGAAAUUGGAGGAAGAUGAUUGUGGAGCACGGAGGGUUCAGAUGCAUGGGAGUGACUGAGAGGGAAAUGAUUCAGAGCCAGUUUCUAUUGAAGAUGUAUUCUUGUGAUAACUACAAUAUUCAGAAGCAGGAUAAUGAAGGAGCAACAGCACUUACUUUGGGUUGGCUUGAUCAACCUCUCUAUACCGUAUCUUCUUGGGCACCGGUCGAUGUUGCUGGAAGCUCAUCCUCUUUUUCUCAGCCAGCUUGAUUGAUUCAUUGCCGCGCGGAUUUUAUUUACUUCAUUCAUACAUUGUUUUCGAAGACAGAUAUAUACAGAGACAAACAACAAAAGGGUAGGAAAAUUGUCAUUGUUAUUAUUAUUCUUUCAUUCUUUGUUGCAGAUAAGAUUUACUAGUUCAAAGAGUAGAGUUAGUGCAAUUUGUUUGUAUUAAUACAUCAAUACUAGUUUCUGUUGUUAAUUUUACAGUCAGAUUUCUAGAUAUACAUUUGAAGUCAAUUUCGACUCAUUAUUUCGUUGUUUAUGUACUCAUUCUAUAUGAAAGUGAAAUGAAAUUCAUUACAAUUCAUUAUUCA